AUGCUAAUAUUGAAUAAGGCAGCAGGAGUUUUUUCUAAACCAUCAAGAAGGGAAAUUUAUGAAUUUUUAAGAAGUUUUAAUUUUUGUCCUGGAAAAGUAUUUCUUCAUAAACUAGUAUUGGGGAUUGAAACCAGUUGUGAUGAUACGGCAGCUGCUGUGGUGGAUGAAACUGGAAAUGUUUUGGGAGAAGCAAUACAUUCCCAAACUGAAGUUCAUUUAAAAACAGGUGGAAUUGUUCCUCCAGUAGCUCAACAGCUUCACAGAGAAAAUAUUCAACGAAUAGUGCAAGAAGCUCUCUCUACCAGUAAAGUCUCUCCAAGUGAACUCUCAGCAAUUGCAACUACCGUCAAACCAGGACUUGCUUUAAGCUUGGGCGUAGGCUUAUCAUUUAGCUUACAACUGGUAGACCAAUUAAAAAAACCCUUUAUUCCCAUUCAUCAUAUGGAGGCUCAUGCACUUACUAUUAGGUUAUUAAAUAAAGUAGAAUUUCCCUUUUUAGUUCUUUUGAUUUCUGGAGGUCAUUGUCUAUUGGCAUUAGUUAGAGGAGUUUCAGAUUUUCUGCUUCUGGGAAAAUCUUUGGACAUAGCACCAGGUGACAUGCUUGACAAGGUAGCAAGAAGACUUUCUUUGAUAAAACAUCCCGAGUGCUCUACCAUGAGUGGUGGGAAAGCUAUAGAACAUUUGGCCAAACAAGGAAAUAAACUGCAUUUUGAUUUCAAACCUCCCAUGCAACGAGCUAAAAAUUGUGAUUUUUCUUUUACUGGACUUCAACAUGUUAUUGAUAAGAUAAUAACACAAAAGGAAAAAGAGGAAGGGAUCCAGAAGGGGCAAAUCCUGUCUUCGGCUGCACAUAUUGCUGCUGCAGUACAGCACACAACAGCGUGCCACAUUGCAAAAAGAACACAUCGUGCCAUUCUGUUUUGCAAGCAGAGAGAUUUGUUAUCUCAAAAUAAUGCAGUGCUGGUUGUAUCUGGAGGUGUUGCAAGUAACCUAUAUAUCCGAAAAGCUCUGGAAAUUGUAACAAAUGCAACACAAUGCACUUUGUUAUGUCCUCCUCCCAGACUGUGCACUGACAAUGGCAUUAUGAUUGCAUGGAAUGGUAUUGAAAGAUUGCGUGCUGGCUUGGGCAUUUUACACAACACAGAAGGCAUCCGCUAUGAACCAAAAUGUCCUCUUGGAGUAGAUAUAUCAAAAGAAGUUGGAGAAGCUGCCAUAAAAGUACCACGAUUAAAAAUGAAGAUUUGAUUUUUGCUUUUCAAACAAUCUCUUAAGUAGGCACCGCACCCUGCAUGGAGCCCAAUGUGGGACUCAGACUUAUAACCCUGAGAUCAAGACCUGAGCCGAGAUCAAGAGUUGGAUGCUUAACGGACUGAGCCACCCAGGUGCCCCCUGAAUUAAUUUUUUUAAAAGGCAGAAUGAAUAAACAUGGAAAAAUUACUAUUAGAAGUGUAGAUGUUUUUCUAAUAGUCACAAAACAAAGAAAUAAGAAUUCUAGACUAUCAAGGAAUAAGAGUAUAAUAGCUAUCA
Molecule: messenger RNA, 1527 nt
Organism: Leopardus geoffroyi (Geoffroy's cat)
Lineage: Eukaryota; Metazoa; Chordata; Mammalia; Carnivora; Felidae
Gene: OSGEPL1
Product: O-sialoglycoprotein endopeptidase like 1
Exons: 8
Coding region: 1-1245 (414 amino acids)
Biological process (GO): tRNA threonylcarbamoyladenosine modification
Cellular component (GO): mitochondrion
Source: RefSeq, a predicted model, not a curated record